Oppia nitens is the source of this 1431-nucleotide messenger RNA. RefSeq lists its product as uncharacterized. Bases 1 to 1431 code for a protein of 476 amino acids. The transcript has 6 exons. The record is from RefSeq and is a predicted model, not a curated record. Lineage: Eukaryota; Metazoa; Arthropoda; Arachnida; Sarcoptiformes; Oppiidae. Gene Ontology annotation, cellular component: extracellular region.
AUGUAUAUAUGGACACGAAAUCCAUUACCGGACACGACUAGUGACCAGUUUCUUAAACAUAUACUACACGCCCACAAUGUCUACCGUUCCCGACACCAGAAUACCGAACCACUAGUAUUGGACCAAACGGUGAUAGCCUAUGCCCGGAGCCGAUGCCAAACUAUAUCCCAGUACAAUGGCCUAAGCUAUGGUCACCAGGGCUUACAGGUUGGCGUCUAUGGCGAGAACCUGUAUUGGAAAGGUGGUGGUGGUGGGGGUGGGGGUAACAGUGCUGCUAAUAGUAACGAAGCUGUUAAUUCAUGGUAUGAUGAAAUAAAAUUUUAUAACUGGGCUAAUCCGGGUUUCAGUAUGCAAACGGGACACUUUACCCAAUUGGUUUGGGUAGGUACCAGYAAAUUGGGCUGUGCCCAGUGCUCCAGUAGUACGGAACAGUAUAUAGUAUGCAACUAUCAAAUACCUGGYAAUAUGAUGGGACAGUUUCCCGAUAAUGUCAGRCCACAAUCAGAAUCAGCCACUAAUGAGACGACAUUACUGGAUACAACCACAACAACAACCAGGAUCUCACAGUUUUUCACAAACACUUGGUCAUCGUUGAGGAACCGCUGGUUAAGUAGUAGCUCAUGGAGUCUGCCAUCUAUUAUACCGCAAUCCUUGGCCGACAUUCAGGCAAAUGUUAAACAACUGAGGUAUCAGUUGACCAACGCAUCCGCCGCCGAUACCGUAUCAGCACUGAUGACUCAGUUGUUGUCAAUGACCGGACAACUAAACCAAUUGCUACGGCAAAGAGCCGAUAGUGACCAGUUAGUGGUCAGUCGUUUGUACGCCGAUUUGAUUGGCAAUACCCGAAACGGUACCAAUGAAACAACUGCCGAGCAAUUGCGCAAUGCAUUUACCGAAGCCACCAAAACAAUGGCCGAAAACUAUUCGGGUUUAGCCAACAAUUCCUUACAGAUGGCCUCAGAUUUGACCGACAAAACUAACCGAUUGUUUCGCAAAGCAAUGUCAAGAGCCGGCAAUGAUACCAAUCAGGCAGUUGUUGCGGUAAACACAGCUAUCGAUGCCAUAAUCCGUAAUCAGACACUCGUACUACCGGUCAGUGGACAACAAAUUGUUGCCUCGUUGGCCAUAAGUGCUCAACGAUUGUCCCAAUUGUUACGCGGACUCUACAACAACAACAGUACAGACAGUAGUGAAAUCGGUGUUCAGUUUCGGGAAACGGCCAGACAAUCGCUGGAAACAUUGGCGGCCAAUAUGAAUGAAUUGGGAUCAAAGCUACAGGUAUUGGACACCAAAACAGGGGACAGUUAUGUAGUCAACAGUGAUGACAAUACUGAGGACAAUGAGAUCGAUGUAAUCUCCAGUGCAGGCAAACGGUUGACCAAAGAGUCGGAAGAGCUAAUGAAACAGAUUUAUGAACUCAGAAAUAGAUAG